UAAACUUGAUGCGCUUCUACUAAACGCCUAUAAAUACACCAAAGAGAUAUGCAUGGGGCUGUCACGUUCAUUAUAUUCACCACCGUUACCAUUCAUUCGCUCUCUCUCAGUUCUUUCAUCACCACAACGCAGCAAAAGCACGACGACGAUGGAGAAGGAGAAGAAGAUGAUCACGUUGAAGAGCUCCGACGAUGAAUCCUUUGAAGUCGAUGAAGCGGUCGUACUUCAGUCUCCGUGCUUGACGAAUGUUGUUGAAGAUUGCGACGAUCCCGUAUACAAGAUUAAGGAAGUCACAGGGAAGAUCCUCGCGAAGGUGAUCGAAUACUGCAAGAACCACGUCGCCGUCGUCAACAGUGCCGAUUCUUCCUCUUCCUCCUCUGGUGAUGAUGCUCUCAAGAAGUGGGACGCUGAGUUCAUCAAGGAGAUGGAUCUGUCCACGGUCUAUGAUCUCCUCAUGGCUGCGAACUACCUAAACAUCAAAGGUCUAAUUGAUCUCGCUUGCCAGAGAGUCGCUGAUGAGAUCGCAGCAUGCAAAGACCAUAAGGAGAUUCGCGCAAAGCUCGGCAUCGUGAGUGACUACACAGCAGAGGAAGAAGCAGAGGUUCUCAAGGAGAACGAGUGGGCUUUUGAUUGAGUGGAGCGGGUUAAAUACGAACCCUAACUAGUUUUUCUUUGUUUUGGUGCGUGUGUGUGUGUUUUCGAAUCUUUAGAUCGGAUAUUAGAUGAACAUUUGCUUUCUUGAUUUGGUUUUUGUGAAUGUGAACCUUUCUUGACGCUUAAGCAAGAUUGAGGAUGAUGAUGAUAAACUGCAUGUAUCUAUCUAGAAGAAGUUCUGUACAUGUGAAGAAGCCUUGCGUUUUAAGAAAUCUUUCUUUCAGCUCUCUA
Molecule: messenger RNA, 885 nt
Organism: Raphanus sativus (radish)
Lineage: Eukaryota; Viridiplantae; Streptophyta; Magnoliopsida; Brassicales; Brassicaceae
Product: SKP1-like protein 13
Exons: 1
Coding region: 53-634 (193 amino acids)
Biological process (GO): SCF-dependent proteasomal ubiquitin-dependent protein catabolic process
Cellular component (GO): cytoplasm; nucleus
Molecular function (GO): cullin family protein binding
Source: RefSeq, a predicted model, not a curated record